This is a messenger RNA of Thamnophis elegans (Western terrestrial garter snake), 1733 nucleotides long. It is a transcript of the gene UGT1A1, whose product is annotated as UDP glucuronosyltransferase family 1 member A1. NCBI's taxonomy places the organism in Eukaryota, Metazoa, Chordata, Lepidosauria, Squamata, Natricidae. The coding region runs from base 1 to 1653 and encodes 550 amino acids. The record is from RefSeq and is a predicted model, not a curated record. Gene Ontology annotation, molecular function: UDP-glycosyltransferase activity. The transcript is spliced from 5 exons.
AUGGGUUCUUUACAUUCAUUCACCUUUGGAUUAAAAUUCAGCAUAAUUAGAAAGAAUUCUAUGUUUCAUUAUAUUUGCCAGCAAGCUACGUGGUUUUUAUUUUUUAUUUUUUUCUGGAGACUUUCAUAUGGAGGGAAAGUGUUGGUAAUACCUUUGGAUGGCAGUCACUGGCUCAGUAUUCAACCAGUUAUGGAACGCCUUCAGCACAGAGGACAUCAAGUUGUAGCUGUGGUUCCUGAUGUUAAUUUGCUGAUGAAACCAUCUGAUCAUUACAUAGUGAAAACAUUUGCUGUAUCCUAUUCAAAGGAAUAUUUGACAACAGAAUUUCGAAAAUUGGGUUAUAAGAGUUUUGUACAUCAGCCUUUCCUGGCAAGAAUUACUGAGACAUUUGCAAAAAUAAGGAAUAUUACAACGUUUUUCUUAGAUAACUGCAAACAGCUUUUGUACAACAAAGAUUUGAUUACUUACCUUCAAGAUAGCAAAUUCAAUGUUGUCGUUAUGGAUCCAGUGUCUCCAUGUGGUCAAAUUGUGGCUGAAUAUUUAUCUAUCCCUUCUCUUUUCUACUCCCGUGGAAUUCCAUGUGAUUUAGAUUCUGAGGCAACUAAGUGUCCAAACCCACUUUCCUAUGUUCCCAAAUUCUAUACAGGAAAUACUGAUCAUAUGACAUUCAAUCAACGCGUAAAUAAUUUUUUACUUGGCUCAUUUCAGUUAAUGGUGUGUUACUUUGUUUACUCACCAUUUGAAGUUUUGAUCAAGGAAUUCCUGCAUCGAGAUAUGACAGUAUUGGAGUUAUAUAGCCAAGCUUCAAUUUGGCUUCUCCGCUAUGACUUCGUAUUUGAAUAUCCAAGGCCUAUCAUGCCAAAUAUGAUUUUCAUUGGGGGUAUAAACUGUGCAAAGGAUAAUCCAUUAACACAGGAGUUUGAAAGUAUAUUGGAGAAAUCUGGUGAAGAUGGAGUUGUGGUGUUUUCUCUGGGUUCAAUGAUUUCUGAAAUUCAGAUUAAAAAAGCCAUGGAAAUUGCUGAAGGAUUGGGAACAGUACCGCAGACAGUGUUGUGGAGAUAUACCGGUGAAGCUCCAAUCAAUCUUGCCAAUAAUACAAAGCUGUUUAAUUGGCUUCCACAGAAUGAUCUACUUGCUCAUCCAAAAACCAGAGCUUUUAUCACACAUGCAGGCUCCCAUGGGAUAUAUGAGGGGAUUUGCCAUGGAGUACCAAUGGUAUUAAUACCACUUUUUGGAGAUCAAGCAGAUAAUGCAGUGCGGAUAGAGUCUCGAGGAGCAGGAAUAAAGCUGGAUGCAGUUAAAAUGACAUCAAAGGACUUGUCCAAUGCACUGAGGACUGUUAUUUAUGAUAAAAGGUAUAAAGAGAACAUUCAGCGUCUUUCAUCUCUUCACUUGGACAGACCUGUUGAACCUCUUGAUCUGGCAGUUCAUUGGGUGGAGUUUGUCAUGAAGCACAAGGGAGCUCCCCAUUUGCGGCCAGCAGCUCAUGACCUCAACUGGAUCCAGUACUAUUCUAUUGAUGUCAUUGUCCUCCUUUUGGCUGCAACAUUCCUUUUCCUGUUUAUCUCACUGAAGGGUUGUCUUUUUUGCUGCAAGAAGUGUUUCUGCAAAAAUGCAAGAUUAAGCAAAAGAAGUAAGUCAAAAUCCCAGUAAUGAAAAAAAAAGUCAAAUCAAAAUGAGGUAGUGUAUUCUAUUAUAUUUUAAACAGAUUUAUACCAAUUCUCACACAAGAA